CUAUAGACAUCACCACACACAACGCACACACACGAGGGAAAAUCGCAUCUCUCUUUGUUAUUGCCUUUGGACAUGAACGACACUCAAUCUCUUGCUUCAUUCCCAAACCUCGUUCUUUUGUAGAAAGUGAAAGCACCGUUCCUUUUUAUAUGACCGAUUCUGAGAAGAAGAAAAAAAGAAAAGGUGAAAGCUUUUCUUAGCUUCAACAAAAUGCGAUCCCCUUCUUAAGGAGACUUACUUGACCAAGAGGUUUAGACCCAGAGAAUAAAGAAAUCCCUUAGGAGUUUUGUGAAUUUUGGUAUUGGGUGCAUAAAGAUGGGGGAUCACUUUAGUUUGUUGGUUGAUCGAUUGAUAACUGAAUCCACAUUAGAAGCUGCACUUGAAAGCAGAAAUCGAUCAAUGCAGGCUGCAUCCUCAGCAGUGAAUGAUACAGAGGUUGACCUCUCUUCGAUGAAGAUGGGUCUCGAUCAUAUAAAAUAUCCGGGGAAACUGGUAGAAUGCAGGAUAUGUCAUGAUGAGGAUGAAGAUUCCAAUAUGGAAACACCCUGCUCCUGUUGUGGUAGUUUGAAGUACGCCCACCGAAGAUGUAUACAACGGUGGUGUAAUGAGAAGGGUGACACCACCUGUGAGAUAUGCCACCAGCAAUUCAAGCCUGGUUAUACAGCUCCUCCUCCACUAUUUCAAUUUGGACGUAUUCCAAUGAGUUUCAGGGGAAAUUGGGAGAUUUCAAGAAGAGACUUGAAUAGCACUCAUUUGGUUAGCAUGGUUUCGACCGACCAGAACCUUAUCAAUUCUAACUAUGAUCAAUAUUCAGCCUCUACUCCAGGAAGUUUGAUAUGCUGUCGUUUGGUUGCUGUCAUUUUCAUGGUUCUGCUGAUUUUAAGACAUACUCUUCCCCUUGUAAUUAGUGGAAAUAAGGAUUACUCUUUCCCACUCUUCUUGGUGUUAUUAUUUCGGUCUGCGGGAAUUGUUCUUCCUAUAUACUUCAUGGUUAGAGCAGUGACGUUCAUCCAGCGGCAUCGGAGACAUCUUCGGGAGCAUCCCAAUGCCUUGGUCAGUUUAUCUGACGAUGAAAACGAGGAAGCAGCUUUGCAGCCUCAUAUGAUACGUGUUCUGUAAAACUAUCGAAGCCACUUGAAGUAAAUGAAGUGUGAAAAGCUCUUGGUUUGAGAUGCUGCAAUUUGUCUUGUGAUUUAUGAUGCAAAUUAGAUGAAGAAAACUUUGAGAACCUUGAAUUUGCUGAGGAAUGAGGAUAAAACUGGUCAGAAGACACUGAAAUUCUGGUGUGCGACAGGUGUCAUACCUCAUGGGGCAUUGUGCGCCACUUAUAUUACCAAGAUCCUGUAAUAGCUACUCCCUGGAAAGUCUUGGCACAAGCAAGUUGUACAUUUGCAUUACUAUUUCUGCCUACAGAUUGGAAUUCUUCAUAUUCAGUACAAUAUCUUCGGCGUGCAGAUAGAAAUUUAUCAUUAUAAAUAGAGAAAAUUACAUGGGUAGAUAUCAAACUUGUAUAUAUUGCAAUGAAAAAUAGGCACGUUUGUGGCAUUUAUUUCGCUACAGGAUGCUGCUAGCUUCGUUUACUUUCUUUUGGGUUUCAUGUUAUUUGUAUCACCAGCUCAUUAAUUAAUGAA
This is a messenger RNA of Gastrolobium bilobum, 1631 nucleotides long. RefSeq lists its product as uncharacterized. The record is from RefSeq and is a predicted model, not a curated record. NCBI's taxonomy places the organism in Eukaryota, Viridiplantae, Streptophyta, Magnoliopsida, Fabales, Fabaceae. Gene Ontology annotation, molecular function: ubiquitin-protein transferase activity; zinc ion binding. Gene Ontology annotation, cellular component: membrane. Gene Ontology annotation, biological process: protein ubiquitination. The coding region runs from base 316 to 1119 and encodes 267 amino acids. The transcript has 8 exons.